ACAUAAAAUAAUCAGAUAAAAUUAAAUAAGCCGAUACCAAUAUUGAUUAACUUUAUAAGUGGCAGGGUUCAAAUAUCGUUCGGUUACUCAUUAAAUGAAACAAAAAGCAAAUUUUAAAACGAGAAACUCAACAUUUCAAGUAGUUCCAAUUCGAGAGUCGACGAGUGCUGAGAUAGGUACACAUCGUCCUUUCAAAAAUUAAUUUUUAGUUCAGUGUUGUUUGCCACAUCAAAAUUUACAACCAGCAAAAUGGAUAAACUUUCGAAUUUUGUCUUGAUUUUAGUUAUUGGUUUGGCAUUAGCUCAAAACUUGAACGAAAUAGACGGAGACGAUUUGAAAGAAAAACUUGGCGAACAAUUUCCGGAACUCAAAAAUUUUAAUCAGUCCCUUUUGCCAAAACCAGAGGACGUUGAAAAGAAGUUUAAAGAAAAAUGCGAGCAAAACGGAGCUGACCCAAGCAUUGUAGAUAACUGGAAGGAAAACCACGAAUCCUUGAAAAGCUGUAUGGAAAAGUAUGUCAAUGUGACCAUAUUGCAGGAGGAAUUGGAAGAAGCGAAAAAAACUGGAGCCAUGGACGAGGUUUUCGGAAGAUACUGUGGAAAAUACGGCGAUAUUCACCAGUGCUUUGCGGAUGUGACGGGCGACGUAAGAAAAUGUUUAAACCAUAAGGAAGCCGGGGCUUUCAAUAUUACCCUUACUGCUAUAGGCGAAUUGAAAGAGUUUUUAUGUUACAAGGAUGGAGAUCGCAUGGCCAUGUUUGUGGCAGAGGGCGGACCAGAAUGCAUCGAAGAACAAAAAAAUGGAAUUCAAAAUUGUAUGAACGCAACUCUGGGAACCAGAAUUCCAACUGAUUUAUCCAUUGAAAAUAUGCCAUCGUUUUUGUUUACUGACAACGAUUGCAGCGACUUCGACACGAUCAGGACCUGCAUCAACGUGGAACUAGAAAAAUGCAAAACCAACACUCCUGCCAACUUAAUGGAUGCUUUCUUCAAGUUCCUGAAAAAACACACGCCUUGCAAAAACGUACCUACAAAUAAAAUGAAGGCUGCCCUUAAAGAUUCCGCCACAACGGGGGCGGUCUCAACAUUCGCCGUCUUAGUUUCUUUUAUUGUUGUGCGAUUGUUUUAACUUGUUGAUUUUUCUUAAUUAUUGAUAAUUAGUUGAUUUGCUGGUUAUUUCGACUGAAUAGAUUAUUUUUAAGUGUGAUUUUAACUUAUAUAAACGACAAUAAUUGUACAUAAUUUAGUUAGGAUUUAAAUAAAAUAGAUUUUUACCUUGCAGA
Messenger RNA from Brassicogethes aeneus, 1282 nucleotides. The record is from the annotation of a GenBank genome assembly. Lineage: Eukaryota; Metazoa; Arthropoda; Insecta; Coleoptera; Nitidulidae.